Meyerozyma guilliermondii ATCC 6260 is the source of this 1431-nucleotide messenger RNA. RefSeq names its product DUF1479 domain-containing protein. The record is from RefSeq and is a predicted model, not a curated record. Bases 1 to 1431 code for a protein of 476 amino acids. NCBI's taxonomy places the organism in Eukaryota, Fungi, Ascomycota, Pichiomycetes, Serinales, Debaryomycetaceae. The transcript has a single exon.
AUGACGACAAAAGUUUUGACAGAAUCAAAGUUACCCUCUUUGGCAGGACUUCGCAGAAUAGAUCUCUCUAAAGCCAAAGUCAGACUCAGUGGAGACAUCUCUUCUGUUUUCACAUCUUUUUCUGGAGAACUGGAACACUUGAACGAGCAGAAGUUUACUCAAUUGAAAAAAGAGUUGGUGAAAGAUCCUCAGGCUUUGAAAGAAAGUUGGUUACGGUUAAAGGUGGCACUUUCGAAAGGAAUUGAAGAAAUCAAGGCUAAAGGACCUUCAAUAAUCCCUUCUGUUGAAUUUUCUAAGCUCGACUCACUCAGUGAAGCUGAACGUGCUGAUAUCUUUAAGAGAGGGUGUGUGGUUAUUCGCAAUGUGGUUCCCAAAGGAAAGGUCGUUGAAUGGAAAAAUCAAGUAGUGGACUAUACCGCCAAGAACCCUACUACAAAAGGUUUCCCCAAAGAUUCGCCCGUGGUUUACGAGUUGUACUGGUCCAAGGCACAAGUUGAGGCUCGCAGCCACCCCAAUAUGAUGAAAACUAUGAACUUUAUGAACCACCUUUGGCACACUGACGAAGAUUCUCUCAUUUGUCUUGACAAGAAUCUUUCCUAUGCUGAUCGCUUGAGAAUCAGAAACGCCGGUGAUAAGUUCUUCUCGCUUGGUCCUCAUGCGGAUGGAGGGUCUUUGGAGCGGUGGGAAGACAAACUGUACGUUCAAAGUUACCGCAAGAUCUUUGAAGGUAAGUGGGAAGAGUUUGACCCAUACGACAUUCAAGGCCGUCUUGAUGCCGAUAUGGACUACUACGAGUCUCAGGGAACUUGCAGUAUCUUCAGAAGUUUCCAAGGUUGGUUAGCGGCAUCGGAAAUUGCACCAAAAGAAGGUUCGAUUCUCUUUGCUCCUCUUGUUAGAGAAGUCACUGCCUACUACAUGUUGAAGCCUUAUUUUGACGAAAACGACGAAUUGACUCUUGAUGGUCGUAUGCCUGGCGCAUAUCCAGGAAAAGGUCUUGAGUUCAACGACAACACUCAUCCUGAACUCAAAUUAAGCGAUUUAAUGGUCCACAUUCCAAAAGUGCAACCUGGGGAUAUGGUUUACUGGCACUGUGACUUGAUUCAUGCCGUGGAUAAUGAACAUUUGGGAGACCACGACUCGCUGGUGUUCUACAUUCCUUCGGCUCCGUUGUGCCAAACGAACUUGAAGUACGCUUUGACCCAAAGAGAAGCAUUUCUUAAAGGUUUGGUGGGACCAGACUUUCCUGGUUUCCCCAAUGAUGUCGCUGAAACUCAGCACAAAGAUAGGGGUGGACCUGAAGAUGUCAUGGAAAUCGGAGGAAUCGAAGCAUUGAGAGAAUUUCUCUUGGCGGAAAUUGAGUCUGACGAGAGCUAUUCUGAGGGAGCGAAAAAAAUGAUUGCCAUUGCCAAUGAGCAAGCGUUUGGAAAGUGA